This is a messenger RNA of Tupaia belangeri chinensis (Chinese tree shrew), 2118 nucleotides long. It is a transcript of the gene VXN, whose product is annotated as vexin. The record is from RefSeq and is a predicted model, not a curated record. Gene Ontology annotation, biological process: neuron differentiation; neurogenesis. Lineage: Eukaryota; Metazoa; Chordata; Mammalia; Scandentia; Tupaiidae. The transcript has 6 exons. The coding region runs from base 664 to 1287 and encodes 207 amino acids.
AGCACACGACUCUCUAGAAAUGUCAGCCUUGUCGUGCAGUGACAUGAGGUGCAAACACCAACGGAGAAGCAGUACUUUUGUUUAAAAUAGAAACUUUGAAGGAAGCCAAGUUAACACAUGAUAAAAUACUGAAGAUCCAGCUCUCCUGGAGAGACUGGGGUAAAAUAAAAAAGGAGAAGAAAAAUAACCUCCUUCACUUCUGAAAUGAGAAGGAGAAUUGCUGGUACCAAAAUUCACAUUUCCUUUUUGGUGACAUUCUCCAGCCAAGCUUGGCGCUAACCAAGUAGGCGAUUUCACUUCAUUGUCACUUCACAAAAGACUUCCAAAUUCACUGCGGCAGACAACCGCAAAAUAAAAAUGUCAAAUACAUCCUUGCUGAAAGGGGACUGAAGCCUCCACGCUUAAUCAAAGGUUUACAAUAAUAGGAUUCAUAAAAAAAAAAAAAAAAAAAAAAAAAAAAAAAAAAAAGAAAAAAAAGGACAGAUGGGAUUAGAAAAUGUUGCAGUGAAGACUGUGGAAUGAGAUGAGCUCACAGCCACCAGCCUGUCUUUUGUGGACCUGCACAAUGAUCCCUGAGCCAGACUGGAUUAGGAAAGCUCGCGACUAGGGGUCCAGAGAGAGGCCUCCGGUUUCCAGGCACUUCGGGGAGAACAGGCUGAAACGAUGCAUCAGAUUUACAGCUGCAGUGAUGAAAAUAUAGAAGUUUUCACCACCGUGAUUCCUUCCAAGGUGUCCAGCCCAGCCAGGAGAAGAGUCAAAAGCUCUCAACACCUCUUGACCAAGAAUGUGGUGAUUGAGUCGGACCUGUACACGCCCCGGCCCCUGGAGCUGCUGCCACACCGCAGCGUCCGCCGAGACGCAGGAGACAGCCGCAGGGACCGCAGGUUGGGCCGGCUCCAGAGUGCGCGGCCGCCAGGAGCUCAUCCAGCCAAAACUCCCGCCAGAUCUGUGGGGAUUUCUGAGCCCAAAGCAUCAAAUCUGUGUGGGAAUCGAGCAUAUGGAAAAUCUUUGAUUCCUCCAGUGCCUCGGAUCUCAGUGAAAGCUCCGGCCGUGGUGGAGGUGGCAGCCACAGGCUCAGAAGGCGGAGCUGCUCUGACGAGAGGAUCCAGGCAUCUCAAGAAGAUGGCAGAAGAGUAUCCAACUCUUCCCCAAGGAGCAGAGGCCUCUCUACCGCUGACAGGCAGUGCUUCCUGUGGUGUCCCCAGCAUCCUCCGGAAGAUGUGGACAAGGCACAAGAAGAAAUCUGAAUAUCUGGGAGCCACUAACAGUGCCUUUGAGGCUGACUAAAGGUAUCCCUCCCCAGGCACCCUGCAUUGGCUGAGGUUCGCUGGACAAGGGGCGAGAACUUCAGCACUGGAACUGAGCCACAUCCACCUCUGCUAUUGAUGGUCCAAACACACCCUCCCUCACCAACCCAUCACCCUAGCUUAGGGCGUGGAAAGGAUUGACCCUUGAAGGCACAAUGAAACUAUUCCUUACAAUCAUUAAAGCCAUUGGUCUGAAAGUGACUUUGGGAGGUCGUAAAGUUUAUAUCCUAUCUUUAAGCAAAAAUAGAACUUUGUCAGCCCAUUUUGAAGGCCCACCCCCAAAACAAAGAAGACAGUUUUUCUGCCUUCCUUGUGAGUUAUUCUGGUGUGCGUGAUUUCUGGUAUAAAUGCAAGAGUUUGACAUUUGAGCCACUUGUAAAGACUAUGGUUCUUGUUAUUAUCACAUUGAGUUUACUUGGUGACAAACAAGUUUUAAGGACAAAGCACUAUAUAUUUACUUAGUAGCUCUAAUAUCCACUUGAGAGAAUUGUCAAAAUACAUUUUGAUGAUCAUUUGGCAUGACUGCAUGAAUUCUCUAUUCUUUUAUGUGUUGUUUUUCUAUAGAAAAGCCUUCAAAAUUAAGUGUCAAAUGCUAAUGUUUUCUGAAGUGAUACAAUUUAGUAGAAUUAAUAAUACCUUGCUUUGGUGUAAUGAUUUUAACUUUGGAAAGUGCUUUUUCAUCUAUUACCUUUUCCUUUUUUUAAAAAAAAAGUAAUUUUAAUCUAUUUCAUCCACGACAGAAAAUGUGUGCACACACACAAUAGAGGAAGAGGGAUAGAGAGAAGCCCCUUAACAGAGUCUCCACACUACA